Messenger RNA from Papaver somniferum (opium poppy), 2505 nucleotides. RefSeq lists its product as uncharacterized. The coding region runs from base 1 to 2505 and encodes 834 amino acids. Gene Ontology annotation, biological process: proteolysis. The record is from RefSeq and is a predicted model, not a curated record. Lineage: Eukaryota; Viridiplantae; Streptophyta; Magnoliopsida; Ranunculales; Papaveraceae. The transcript has 5 exons. Gene Ontology annotation, molecular function: aspartic-type endopeptidase activity.
AUGACUCUUACAGACGAAGUUCACCAGCUUACAACUGUGGUGAACACUUUGAACACAACAGUUACAGAUUUUAUGCAAACAGUCAUUGAUACUUCAGAUAAUGACGAUCAAUCCAGAGCUGCUAUCUUGGAUGCACUGAUGAAAAGAACGCAAACUUUACAUAAUACAAGUUUGCAAGAUAUUUUAGAUAAUCAUAAAAAAGAGAUGGUUACGGUGAUGCAGCAGAACACGCAAAAUAUCAAAACUAUUGCUGCUACUAUUACUCGUGAUGUAACAUCUCUUCUUCAGGCACGUUUUCCUCUCAAUACACCUCCUGUAUUUGGUGGUUUUGACGGAAAUAAUGGAAACAAUGUUAACCAUGGUCAUCCUGGUAUGCCUGGAAGUAGUGGUUCAGGUGGCGGCAAUGGUUUAAAGAUUGACAUUGCUACUUCUUAUUUUAAGGGAGAAGCCAAUUCUUGGUUUCGCUGGGUUCAGAACAAGCUCACUAAUCCUUCAUGGAUAGAUUUUUGCACACUGCAAGGUUCGGUACGAGAUCACAUUAAAGAAUUUGAGCAACUUAUUAACUUUGUUACUGAUUUACCAGAUGAUUAUGUCAUUGAUCUCUUUAUCCGUCCUCUCAAGAAGGACAUUCGAUCUAUUAUUGAGGUAUUUGAACCACCAACGCUAGUUGCAGCUUUUAGGAAAGCUAUAAAACAAGAAGAUGUGUUACUUUCAAACUCUUCUUUUUACAAAUCUGUUGCGAGGUCAAAUCUAUACAUACAGUCAUCUACUUCAUCUGAUCAAGCUAAUGCACCUUUUAAGAAACCUACAAUUCCAUCUGGAGUUAAACGUCUAUCUUUAGAAGAACAACGACAUAGACGUGAACAAGGUCUGUGUUGUGAUGAACAAUAUAAGGAUGGUCAUAUUUGUGCAAAACAAUUAAACUCUAUAUUAUUAAUUCUAGAGAUGACUCCAGAAAUUCAUAUUGAAGGAGAGAAAGAGCCAACAACAUCUGACACAGAAGAGAUGAUUACUCCUGCAGCUGCAAAUCAGAUGCAUUAUGAACCCAAAAUUUCACUUCAUGCUUUUACUGGAUCUUCAUUCCCUACCACUAUGCGUGUUACAGGCUACAUUGCAGGUCAACCAAUUACUAUUUUGCUUGAUUCGGGUUCAACUCAUAAUUUAUUGCAUCCUACAAUUGCUAAGAGAUGUGGUGUUUUACCUAAGUCAGUUAAUGAUGAUAUGAAUGUUCUGGUUGGUAAUGGAGGAAUUCUAAAAACUCAAGGACUUUGUUCUGAUAUUUCUCUAAAGUUACAAGAUUAUCAGUUCACUACUGAGUUUUUCUUAUUAGAAUUAAGUGGUUGUGAGGCAGUGCUUGGUGUAGCAUGGUUAAGAACUUUGGGUAAUAUCUCUUGGGAUUUUGAGAAAUUACACAUGAAGUUUACUUCCGAUGAUCAAGAAUAUGCUUUAGUGGUUUCAGAUUUACUUCUACGGUUUUCUGAUUUGUUUACUUCACCAACUGACUUACCACCUCAGAAAAAGUAUGAUCAUCGUAUUCCUUUACUGCCUAACUCCACACCAGUGAAUGUUAGGCCAUAUAGAUAUCCUUAUUUUCAGAAAGAGGAUAUUGAGAAAAUUGUUAAGGAACUCAUAGAUACAGCUCUUAAUAAGGUUACUGUCAAGGAUAGAUUUCCAAUUGUGGAUGAACUUCUUGAUGAAUUACAUGGUGCAGUAAUAUUUUCUAAGAUUGAUAUGCGAUCUGGUUAUCAUCAGAUUCGUGUGCAUCCAGAUGAUAUACAUAAAACAGCUUUUUGCACAAAUGAUGGUCAUUACAAAUUCCUGGUGAUGCCAUUUGGGUUGUCCAAUGCUCCUGCAACUUUUCAGAGUCUGAUGAAUGAAAUUCUUCGUCCUUUUCUUCGAAAAUUUGUAUUGGUAUUUUUUGAUGACAUACUUAUCUACAUCGAGUCUGAAUCUGAACAUAUUCAACAUGUAAACUUGGUGUUUGAAGCUUUACGUGCACAUCAGAUAUUUCUCAAUCAGCAGAAGUGUGAAUUUGCUAAGAAGACAAUAAGUUACUUGGGUCAUAUGGUUUCUUCUGAAGGUGUAUCUGUUGACUCUGAUAAGAUAUCAUGCAUAACAAACUGUCCUAUUCCGACCACAGUGAAAGCUUUGAGAGGAUUUUUGGGAUUGGCUGGAUAUUAUCGUAAGUUUGUUAAGGAUUACAGUAAGAUUAGUGCUCCACUUACACAAUUACUCAAGUUGGAUUCCUUUGUAUGGACUCCUGAUGCGACUACAGCUUUUAACAACCUCAAGAAAGCUUUAACUAGUACACCAGUUUUAGCACUACCAGAUUUCACCAAAGAAUUCAGUUUGGAAUGUGAUGCAUCUGUCAAUGGUCUUGGAGCAGUGUUAAUACAGGAUAAGAGGAAUGUUGCUUACUACAACAAAUCACUUUCAGGAAAGAAUCUUAAUCUUUCAGUUUAUGACAAGGAGAUGUUGGAUAUAGUUAAUGCAGUCAAUAAAUGA